GGGUUCCCCUGUACGGCCUCCCAUUGCCUGCUGACUUCAUCGCCAGACUCUGCCCAUGUGCCACUUUUCAGGUCUCCUCACACUGCUGGUGGGUUCCAUUUUGUCAUAAGGGUGCUGUAUGGCCUAUCCAUUGCUGCUGCCUCCACCGCCACAACUGUGGCUCCACACUCUGGUUUUGGCCCUCGUAGACUGCCCAAAUGAGUGAAGUGUGCAGUGAUUCUAAGAUCGACGGCACUCAUCUGCAUGUCAUACUGACUGACAGUAUUAUUUCUCUUCCCCAGCAGACUCCAAGGGCAUUUAAAUUAAAGGUACAGUGUUCUGCACUAAUAUAA
Molecule: messenger RNA, 332 nt
Organism: Staurois parvus
Lineage: Eukaryota; Metazoa; Chordata; Amphibia; Anura; Ranidae
Source: the annotation of a GenBank genome assembly